AUGAAAGUACGAGCGCAACUACUGCUACUACCGCAACUACCACAACUACCACAAUUACUGCAAUUACCGCAACUACCACAACUACCACAACUACCACAAUUACUGCAAUCACCGCAACUACCACAAUUACCGCAACUACCGCAACUACCACAAUUGCCGCAACUACCGCAACUACCGCAAUUACCGCAGCUACACCAAUAA
Loa loa (African eye worm) is the source of this 201-nucleotide messenger RNA. RefSeq lists its product as hypothetical. The coding region runs from base 1 to 201 and encodes 66 amino acids. The record is from RefSeq and is a predicted model, not a curated record. Lineage: Eukaryota; Metazoa; Nematoda; Chromadorea; Rhabditida; Onchocercidae. The transcript has a single exon.